AAAAAUCCAAAAGGAAGCUGUCAACACUACAACUGCAAUAUCAAUAUGCUUUGAUUUACUAUACAAUAUCAAUACCAGUUCUCUUGUUUCUUGGUUUUUCUGGUUUACAUAGUAAUUUGAGAACAAAAUCAUAUUUACCAAACUUUUACAAACAAUAUGACGGUCUCUUUUCACGUUUUCAUCACUGACUUGCCGUCGUGUUUUUCCUGCGUUGCCUAUCUCUGCGUCACUUGCCGUCGUGUUUUGGUUGUGUUGCGGCUGCCUCAUCAAGUUGUUGUUGGUGGUGGAGUCGUUCAGAUUUUUGCAAUUUGGUCAAAAGGAUUUUUUUUUUUUUUUUUUUUUCCGAUACAGAUUUUAUCUUUUAAGUUUUGGACCAUGUGAUUAAUCUAGCGGUCAAGAUUUGGAGAAGGAGAGAGAAGGAGACAGUCGGAGAUGGAAGAAUCCGGAUCGCCCACCUCGUCUAUAUUUUUCAUUUUCCAUCUUUUUACCCUUUUCCCUCUCGCUACUUCUCACUCAACUGCGGUUGCUCCACUCCCUUCUCCGCUCUGCUUCUUCUCCUCACCGCUUCUCCACCACCCUUUUUCAGAGCUCGCUGCUAUUUCAGUAACAUUUCUAACAGGAAGGAAGAAAAAUGGUGUUUGGUCAAGUAGUGGUUGGUCCUCCUGGCUCUGGGAAAACAACUUACUGUAAUGGCAUGUCUCAGUUUCUAACUCUAAUUGGAAGGAAGGUUGCUAUUGUCAAUUUGGAUCCAGCUAAUGAUUCAUUACCAUAUGACUGUGCUGUGAACAUUGAGGAUCUUGUGAAACUUAGUGAUGUCAUGAUAGAACACUCUCUUGGUCCUAAUGGGGGUCUUGUAUACUGUAUGGAUUAUCUAGAGAAAAAUAUUGAUUGGUUGGAAGAAAAAUUGAAACCUCUUCUGAAAGAUCAUUAUUUACUCUUUGAUUUUCCUGGCCAAGUGGAACUAUUUUUUCUUCAUUCAAAUGCCAAGAAUGUCAUCAUGAGGCUCAUAAAGAAAUUAAGUUUAAGGUUAACGGCAGUGCAUUUGGUUGAUGCUCAUCUUUGCAGUGACCCUGGGAAGUACAUCAGUGCAUUGCUUCUAUCCUUAUCCACAAUGCUACAUCUAGAACUCCCCCACAUAAAUGUCUUGUCAAAAAUUGAUUUAAUUGAGAGCUACGGAAAGCUAGCCUUCAACCUUGAUUUUUAUACAGAUGUGCAAGACUUGUCAUAUUUGCAACACAGUCUUGAUAAAGAUCCUCACUCUGCUAAGUACAGAAAGCUCACAAAGGAAUUGUGUGAAGUCGUUGAACACUACAGUCUUGUGAACUUUACAACCUUAGAUAUUCAGGACAAAGAGAGUGUAGGGAAUUUAGUGAAGCUGAUAGACAAAACCAAUGGGUAUAUAUUUGCUGGCAUAGAUGCAAGUGCAGUUGAGUUUAGCAAGAUUGCUAUGGGAGCUCCUGAUUGGGAUUAUUAUAGAGUUGCAGCUGUGCAAGAGAAGUACAUGAAGGAUGAUGAAAAUAGUAAUGAUGAUUGAUGAGGAAAUGCUGAUUAUUCUCUUCCAGCAAUGCAAGAGAAUGAUCACCAGGUAAUUUUACUUCAUUCGAUGUUAAGUUGCUGAUGUGAACAUUACGAAUUUUACAGUGUUUCUAUUUCUCAUCCUUAUGGUGCUAAAGAUUUUGAGAAUAUGGUGGAAGCAAUAGAGCUUUCACUUAGUUUCAGGAUAUUAGCGUACUAGACUCGGCUAACUUUGUAUAGAACCCUACCUCCUUUUUAUAUUGAACAAUAUUUUUGUUGUUAUUUGAGGUCAAUUCAUUUUAAUUUCUGCA
Messenger RNA from Trifolium pratense (red clover), 1826 nucleotides. RefSeq names its product GPN-loop GTPase QQT1-like. Gene Ontology annotation, cellular component: cytoplasm. The record is from RefSeq and is a predicted model, not a curated record. The coding region runs from base 632 to 1534 and encodes 300 amino acids. The transcript is spliced from 11 exons. Lineage: Eukaryota; Viridiplantae; Streptophyta; Magnoliopsida; Fabales; Fabaceae. Gene Ontology annotation, molecular function: GTPase activity.